AUGUGGAACUUAAUGGAAUUCUAAUCUUUUGAGAUAAAGAGUCAAAAAAGAAAUUAGAUAUAAAUUAUUAAAUCAAAUAUUCUCUUUAUAAAUUUAUAUCUUAUGAAAAAAAUCAGUUAGAAAAAAACCUGAUUAUGAUCAAAUUAUUUAACUCUUUCAAUCAAAUACAAACCAAUAAGAUUUUGAUUAUUAAAAAUCUGUUAUUGAAAAUGAAGAAAUGUAAAUUAAAUUAUAAGAAAUUCAAUUUAAAUCUAAUGGAAUUUUAUAUUAAAGUGAAUCCAAAUUAUUAAUUAUCAGCAUUUUUUAAUUAUGUUACAAGUAGAUUCAUAAUGGUAAUGUAGUCAAAAUAAAUUGCAAUCAUUUUUAUCAUAUAAAUUGCUUCAAGGUUUUGACAGAGAUGUAAAUUAUGGAUAGAACUAUGUGUUAAAUUAAAUGUAAGUAUGGAAGCAAAUUAAGAACAAACAUCAUAAGAACUAUUCCAGAUCUAUCUAAUAGAAUGAAGUUACUUAAUUACUUAUUUUCUUCAUAAUUAAUAUAGAUUUUAAAAUUAUGA
Messenger RNA from Paramecium pentaurelia, 553 nucleotides. NCBI's taxonomy places the organism in Eukaryota, Ciliophora, Oligohymenophorea, Peniculida, Parameciidae. The record is from the annotation of a GenBank genome assembly.